CGACCCGUUAGAUUAGAUUUUAGGGCUUAGGGAGGGUUUCUAUUUUUUUCCUGUCUUCUCCUUUCUGCCGAGUCCAUCCCUCUCCUUUUUUACUCUCCGACAUCCAUUUACUUGUCCACUUUCUCUGUUUUCCUCCCAUUCUUUUUUCCUCUAUAUGCUACUCAUUUCCAAGAUCUCGUCCUCUCUCUCUUAAGGUUUCAUUAAACAAAGAUGGUGACGCCAAAGCAACUCCUCUCCAUCAUCGAAUCCUCUGUCGUAAAUCCUUUUCCUCCAUCGCCGGCGCAGCGAAUCGAGCUCCUUCACGCCAUUCGAACCUUACUUCCCUCUCUCAAAUCUCUCCUCUCCUAUCCGCCCCCGAGACCCUCAGACCGGGCGCAGGUUCGGUCCAAAGAAUUGAGACUUCCGGAUUCUCCGCCAAUCUCGCUUGACGAUCAAGAUGUUCAAAUUGCAUUGAAAUUGAGUGAUGAGCUCUAUCUUAAUGAGAUAGACUGCGUUCAAUUGCUUGUUUCUGCCAACCAAGAGUGGGGCUUAGUUGGACGAGGACCACUAGAGAUUUUACGCCUUGCUGCGGGACUUUGGUAUUCUGAGAGGCGAGAUAUAGUGAUGGCUCUCUAUACACUUUUGAGGGCUGCUGUGAUUGAUCCGGGACUUGAAGCUGGUCUUGUGGCUGAUAUUCAAAAGUACCUGGAAGAUCUUAUCAAUGCUGGACUUAGACAGCGAUUGAUUUCUCUAAUAAAGGAACUCAAUCGGGAAGAACCAGCUGGUCUAGGUGGGCCUCUCUCUGAACAUUAUCUUCUUGAUUCUAGAGGUGCCCUUGUUGAGCGGCGAGCAGUGGUCUGUAGGGAACGGCUUUUACUUGGACAUUGCCUUGUCCUUUCAGUUCUAGUUGUGCGGACAGGUCCGAAAGACGUUAAGGAUGUCUUUUCUGUUUUAAAAGAUAGUGCUGCUGAACUUAGUGAGAGCAGUGACACCUUAAAACAUCAGAUUACACAUAGUCUUCUUUUCUUCCUUGUCAUUGCUUUCGUAUCAGAUGCUCUUAGUGCAUUAUCUGAUAAAUCAUCCAUCCUCUCUCAUGAUGCUUCUUUUAGAAAAGAAUUCCAAGAUACUGUGAUGGCUGUGGUAAAUGACCCAAAUUCUGAGGGCUUUGUUGGUGGCGUAAGGCUCGCUUGGGUUGUACAUUUGAUGUUAAUACAUGAUGAGAUUGGCCUUGGUGAGGCAGUAUCAACUGUGUCUUCAAAUGAAUUUGGUUACAUAAAUUUUUGCUUGGAAUCGGUUUUUGCCAAGAAUGUGUUCCACUUUUUGCUGGAAAAGGUUCUUCGAAGUGCAGCAUAUCAGAAUGAUGAUGAGGAUAUGGUAUAUAUGUAUAAUGCUUAUUUGCACAAGCUAAUUACCUGCUUUCUAUCUCACCCAGUUGCCCGAGAUAAGGUAAAAGAAUCUAAGGAGAAGGCUAUGAUCACACUUAAUACAUAUCGCAUGGCUGGAGAUUUUGUGCAUGAUAGCAGUAUGCAAGGUGAACAAGCUGCUGAAGGUGUUCCUUUACCUUUUGUGUCUCUCUUGGAGUUUGUGAGUGAAAUUUAUCAGAAGGAACCAGAGCUCUUGUCUGGCAAUGAUGUCUUGUGGACAUUUGUGAAUUUUGCUGGAGAGGAUCACACUAAUUUCCAAACUCUUGUGGCUUUCUUAAACAUGCUGAGUACCCUGGCUUCUAGUCAAGAAGGUGCUUCAAAGGUUUAUGAGUUACUCCAGGGUAAAGCAUUCCGCUCUAUAGGGUGGAGUACAUUAUUUAAUUGCCUUUCAAUUUAUGAUGAGAAGUAUAAACAGUCUCUUCAAACUGCUGGGGCCAUGUUACCUGAGUUCCAGGAGGGAGAUGCAAAGGCUCUUGUUGCAUAUUUGAAUGUUCUGCAGAAGGUUGUGCAAAAUGGCAAUCCUAUUGAAAGAAAGAAUUGGUUUCCAGAUAUUGAACCAUUAUUUAAGCUCCUUAGUUAUGAGAAUGUGCCGACAUAUCUCAAGGGUGCGUUGCGGAACACAAUCGCUACUUUUGUUCGUGUCUCUCCAGUCCUCAAAGAUACUAUUUGGACUUUUCUUGAGCAGUAUGAUCUACCAGUUGUUGUUGGGUCACAAGUUGGGAUUAGUGGCCAACCAAUGGCAGCCCAGGUUUAUGAUAUGCAAUUUGAGUUGAAUGAGAUAGAAGCAAGGAGGGAACAAUAUCCUUCGACUAUAUCUUUCCUUAAUCUACUAAAUGCUCUUAUUGCUGAAGAAAAAGAUGUAAGCGAUAGAGGGCGUAGAUUUUUUGGCAUCUUCAGGUUCAUAUAUGAUCAUGUUUUUGGGCCAUUCCCUCAAAGGGCCUAUGCUGAUCCUUCUGAGAAAUGGCAACUGGUUGUAGCUUGUCUUCAGCAUUUUCAUAUGAUUCUUAGGAUGUAUGAUAUUCAAGAACAAGAUCUUGAUAGUGUUAUUGACCGAUCACAACUUUCAGCAGUAACGCAACCAUCUUCACUUCAGAUGCAGCUACCUAUCUUAGAGUUGCUGAAAGAUUUCAUGAGUGGUAAAACUGUUUUCCGAAAUAUCAUGAGUAUCCUUAUGCCAGGGGUGAAUACAAUCAUUGCUGAAAGAAAUAGUCAAGUAUAUGGGCCACUUCUAGAGAAGGCUGUGCAGCUGUCAUUGGAAAUUGUAAUCCUUGUUUUGGAAAAGGAUAUACUUUUAGCUGAUUUCUGGCGUCCUCUAUACCAGCCUCUGGAUGUUGUACUCUCGCAAGAUCAUAAUCAAAUUGUUGCUUUAUUGGAGUAUGUCAGAUAUGAGUUUCUACCACAAAUUCAGCAAUCCUCUAUCAAAAUCAUGAGCAUUCUAAGUUCUCGCAUGGUUGGGCUGGUUCAGCUACUGCUGAAAUCCAAUGUUGCAACUUCAUUGGUUGAGGACUAUGCUUCUUGCCUUGAGUUUCGAUCACAAGAAUGUCAGGUUAUAGAGAACAGUCGUGAUGAUCCUGGAAUUCUGAUAAUGCAGCUCCUGAUUGAUAAUGUCAGUCGGCCCGCACCAAAUAUUACACAUUUACUGCUUAAGUUUGAUCUUGAUACCUCCAUUGAGCGGACACUUUUGCAGCCAAAAUUCCAUUUCAGCUGUUUGAAGGUUAUCCUUGAAAUCUUGGAGAACCUUUCAAAGCCAGAUGUAAAUGCAUGGCUUCAUGAAUUUGGUUUUCAGCUUCUUUACGAGUUGUGUUUGGAUCCAUUAACAUGCGGACCUACCCUGGAUCUUUUGAGUAACAAAAAAUACCAUUUCUUUGUAAAGCAUCUUGAUUCUGUAGGUGUUGCUCCACUUCCUAAACGAAAUAGCAACCAGGCACUUCGUAUCAGUUCUCUGCAUCAGAGAGCAUGGCUGUUGAAACUUUUAGCUGUUGAAUUACAUGCUGCUUACAUGAGUAGUCCCCAUCAUAGAGAGGCUUGUCAGAGUAUCCUUGCUCACCUUUUUGGGCAGGAUGUUGUUGAAACUGGCACUGAUGUAAUCACUCAGUCCUUAAUUCUGCAAAAUAACAAGGAACAUACUGCAACCAGAACCAUCAGUAAGACCAAGGUGUCAGAGUUGCUUGAAGUGGUUCAAUUCAGAUCUCCCGACACCACUAUGAAUCUUUCUCAAAUUAUUUCUAAUAUGAAAUAUAAUUUGCUGGUAGAGGACAUACUAAGAAAUCCAUCAACUUCUGGAAAGGGUGGCAUCUAUUACUACUCUGAACGUGGUGAUCGUCUAAUUGAUCUUGCUUCACUUCGCGAUAAACUUUGGCAGAAGUUCAACUCUGUUUAUCCUCAGUUGAGUAACUUUGGUAAUGAAGCCGAGCUGAAUGAGGUUAGAGAGACAAUUCAGCAGUUGUUGAGAUGGGGAUGGAGAUACAACAAAAACCUUGAGGAACAGGCUGCCCAACUUCAUAUGUUAACUGGUUGGUCACAUAUUGUGGAGGUUUCUGUAUCAAGAAGAAUCUCGUCGCUUGAAAAUCGAUCUGAAAUUUUAUAUCAGAUUCUUGAUGCAUGUCUUGGUGCUUCUGCCUCUCCAGACUGCUCAUUGAAAAUGGCGUUUAUAUUGAGCCAGGUUGCUCUUACAUGCAUGGCAAAACUACGAGAUGAUAGAUUCUUAUUCCCUGGUGGUUUUAGCUCAGAUAAUAUCACAUGUCUUGAUAUUAUCAUGGUGAAACAAUUAUCGAAUGGUGCUUGCCACUCACUACUGUUUAAGCUUAUCAUGACAAUUUUGAGAAAUGAAUCAUCAGAGGCGUUGAGGAGGCGUCAAUAUGCUUUGCUUCUGAGCUAUUUCCAGUAUUGUCAGCAUAUGCUUGUUCCUAAUGUGCCAACAUCAGUUCUUCAGCAGUUGCUGCUUGAUGAGCAAGAUGGUGAGGAGUUAGAUCUCCAGAAGAUUGACAAAGAACAGGCAGAACUAGCUCGUGCCAACUUUUCAGUCUUAAGGAAGGAGGCUCAAGCCAUCUUAGACUUGGUAAUAAAGGAUGCAACUCAUGGCAGUGAACCUGGCAAGACCAUAUCACUCUACGUUCUGGAUGCAGUAGUUUGUAUCGAUCAUCAGAGAUAUUUCUUAAGUCAACUUCAAAGUAGAGGAUUUUUGAGGUCUUGCUUAAUGAGUAUUAGUAGUUUUUCUUCUGCGGAUGGUGGUCAUUCACUUGACUCAAUGCAACGGGCUUGUACUCUUGAAGCUGAACUCGCUUUGCUUCUGAGAAUUUGCCACAAAUAUGGGAAGUCUGGGGCACAGGUUUUAUUUUCUAUGGGUGCUUUGGAGCAUAUUGCUUCAUGCAGGGCAGUUAACUUACAGGGAAGUUUGAGGGUUGAGACGAAGCUGAGGAGAGAUGUGGCUGUGGACGUUGACAAACAGCGAAUGAUUGUAACUCCUGUAUUGAGAGUGGUGUUCUCUUUGACAUCUUUGGUUGAUACAUCUGAGUUUUUUGAGGUGAAGAAUAAAAUUGUUCGUGAAGUCAUAGAUUUUGUGAAAGGACAUCAUUUGGUCUUUGAUCACAUUCUUCGGGAAGAUGUUUCUGGAGCUGAUGACUUGAUGAUGGAGCAGAUCAAUCUUGUUGUUGGUAUACUUAGCAAAGUUUGGCCUUAUGAAGAAAGUGGCGAGUAUGGUUUUGUUCAAGGGCUUUUUAGUAUGAUGCAUAUUCUUUUCUCUUGUGAUUCAGACAGACCCUUUCUUUCAAUCUCAACUAGAUCUCCUGAGAAUCAGAGGAAGUCAGAACUCAGUGUUUUUCAAUUAUGCUUUAGCCUGAGUUCUUAUCUCUACUUUUUGGUCACUAAGAAAUCCCUUAGACUGCAGGUUUCAGAUGACUCUCCUGAAUACCAUUCUCCUGUUAGCCUGCAGCAGCCAACACUUAAUUUACUUUGUUCGCUUCUUAAUGGUGUCAUAAAUUCCCUAGAAAGAGCAGCUGAUGAAAAAUCAUUACUUCUGAAUAAGAUUCGAGACAUAAAUGAACUAUCAAGACAGGAGGUGGAUGAAGUCAUAAAUAUGUGUAUUAGGCAAGAUUUGGUUUCGGCAUCUGAUGACAUACAAAAAAGGCGAUAUAUAGCAAUGGUUGAAAUGUGCCAAGUAGCUGGUAAUAGGGAUCAGCUAAUUUCUCUGUUACUUCCUCUUGUGGAGCAUGUAUUGAAUGUCAUCAUAAUCCAUUUUCAGGAUAGCUCUGGUGUAUUCAAUACGAAUGGAAGCAUGAAAACCAUUACAUAUGGUGCCGAGCCUGACUCUGGGCAAGAGAUUUCUUUGCUGUGCGGAAAGCUAAUUCCACUUUUAGAACGACUCGAGUUAUUAAGUGAGGAAAAAGUAGGUCACAACCUUAAGGUCUUCCGCAGAUCAGUUGCUUCACUGAAAGAAAUGGCGAUACAAAAGUUUGCUGGAUAAUGGUUUAAUGAGCGAGGAUAUUUCGAAAGGCGGUAAUCGAAAUUAUUCACAUUACCAGUCACUACCCCCUGUUUGUAAAUUAAGAAUGUAACAACAAUUCGUGCAUUUGACGCUUUCUAUUAUUAUUAUUAUUAUUGUUGUUGUUAUUAUUAUUUUAUUUUUUUAAAAAUUUCUUUAGCGUAUUGGGGAAGAAUACAAUAUUAAUGUAGGUGUUGAAACUAAUUUCAUGUUGUCUGUUGAGGUAUAAGUUUAAGCCCAAGCAGCCAUUUAAUUUGAACAAA
This is a messenger RNA of Gossypium raimondii (Peruvian cotton), 6146 nucleotides long. RefSeq names its product nuclear pore complex protein NUP205. NCBI's taxonomy places the organism in Eukaryota, Viridiplantae, Streptophyta, Magnoliopsida, Malvales, Malvaceae. The record is from RefSeq and is a predicted model, not a curated record. The coding region runs from base 211 to 5865 and encodes 1884 amino acids. The transcript is spliced from 45 exons. Gene Ontology annotation, cellular component: nuclear pore.